Suillus paluster is the source of this 759-nucleotide messenger RNA. RefSeq lists its product as uncharacterized. The record is from RefSeq and is a predicted model, not a curated record. The transcript is spliced from 5 exons. Lineage: Eukaryota; Fungi; Basidiomycota; Agaricomycetes; Boletales; Suillaceae. Bases 297 to 593 code for a protein of 98 amino acids.
CCGACGUAACGUUUGGGACCACAUGGUAAUGAAUUAUGCGAAAUGUGCCGUGGUCGUCGCAAUGAGAGGCUCCGACUUGCUCGCGUCUAGAUCCGACCGAGUCCCUCCCCGUGCUUCCUGUUGUUCCAGGUAAUCUGGCAAACCUUCGGCAAAUUUUGAUAGACAGCAUCGUGAUUUUAGUCAGGAAUAUCCGAAGUGGCAGAUCCGACGAUGUUGUAUGAUGUCAUAUGCAUUUAGCCAACAGUAGCCAAGGUCGGCCUUGACUCAAGUGCAUUCGAGGUGUACCGUUUAUUUUGAUGACAGGAGGGGGCUUUUCUUUCCAUAUCGGCUUCUACUACCCGAUGUUCUUCUUUCAAUUGGACGCUAUUAAGGAUAUUAUUAGCGUCGCCUUUUCAUUUUACUCCGAUCUCGUUAUUUUAAAUGCGUCCAAGACUGUGGGACGAGUCACGUCAGGGUUCAUCGCGCCGUUCAUCGGAGUCCCGCUAUUAACAAUACCAGCAACAAUUUCAUGCGGAAUGCUCAAUUUGGGCAUGAUUGGGUUGAGUACUCCGGCUACCGUCGUUGUGCUUUAUGGCUAUUUUGGAGGGCCAUGAAAGGAGUUUUCCUUUCGAUUUUGGUAAAAAGUUCAAGACGGGAUUGAUUGAUCACGUAGACAUCGCGAUGUCGAUGUUGGAUAUUGUGUACAUAGCUGUAAGCCAGUUGCUUACGACGUCAAGAAUCACGUGAACGUUCCCCAUAUAUAUCACUACGCUUCGCCUU